UAGAGAUUUGGUAAAUCAUGGAUUCUCUUUUCAGUCUUUGCUUUAUUCGAUUUCCCAAACCCAAAAUGCAAAAUUAUUAAGAGUCAAACUAACAUUUAAUGUUUUAAAUGUAUUAUCUUGACUAGCUUUAAAAUCUUUUGGUUUCUAAUUGAGAUAAUUAUCUUUACAUAAUCAUCAUUCAUUAUAAAUUUGGUAAAUCGUGGAUCCUAUUUUUAGUCUUAGCUUUUUGGAUUUCCCAAAACCAAGAUGCAAAAUUAUUAAGAGUCAAACUAACAUGUAACAUUUAUUGCUAGCUAUAUCGCCUGUGCGUAGAUAUUAAUUAUAAGUAGCAUAUUAGUUCUGACUUAGAAAAAGGAAGUAAGAAGUUACAAGUUACAACAAUAUACACUAUAAGCAAAAGAAGAGAAAAAAAAGGAGGGAUAUGAAGUUGGAUGCAGUUUUGUUGCUUUGUUGUGUCUUGUUCUCCCUUGCGCCAAGCCUAAUUGUUGCGGAAAUAAGACCGUGGUGCCCAUCAAGAAAACAAACAUUUGAUGGUUCAUGCAAAAAAGAUUUCACACAAUGCUUUGAUGACUUAAAAGCAACAUGGGCUUCUGUUGGCGACCUUGGUCCAACCGAUUGUACUUGCACGUCUCAACCCCAAAACAAGCGUCUCUGCUAUUGUCGUUAUUUACCUUGCCCUAGCUAAAUACUAUAAUUUUAAUGAUUCAUAAAUCUAAUUGUUCUCAUACAUAUCUUCUAUAAUAAUAAAGUAAGAGUUGACAAAA
Messenger RNA from Brassica napus (rape), 764 nucleotides. RefSeq names its product defensin-like protein 250. The transcript has a single exon. NCBI's taxonomy places the organism in Eukaryota, Viridiplantae, Streptophyta, Magnoliopsida, Brassicales, Brassicaceae. Bases 422 to 685 code for a protein of 87 amino acids. The record is from RefSeq and is a predicted model, not a curated record. Gene Ontology annotation, biological process: signal transduction.